AUGUACCUGUACAGUGUGCAGAGAGAUGCUCCGAACAUCAACAUGCCACCUACUAAAGCGCUCCGACCGGCGCUCUUCCGCACCCUUAGAUCACACCCUAUACACUCACGACAACGACGAGCAUUCACCAGCAGUCAGCGAGCCUCCUUCGGUCGCCAGAAGCCACAUCGCAAAGAGUCUUUCGGCUCAAGGGCGAGCGACGCAUGGCGCAAGACACCCAUCAAGUGGCAGCCCAUUCCCAUUGCCCUCGGCAUCGCUUUCCUCGGAGUCUUCCAGUUCUACCGCAUCCAGGAGCGCGAGCGUAGGAAUCAGGAAGAAGAAUGGAUCAGGGAGCAUGAGAGCAAUGCCGGCGACGAUGGAGACGCGGGACCUCUACGGCCUAAGAAGCGGCAGCGCAUACGUCCUUCCGGGCCAUGGUCGGUGCAGAUCAUGAGCACUCUGCCUUUGAAGUUCUUGAGCAGGUUAUGGGGCAAGUUCAACGAGCUGGAGAUACCCUACUACUUGCGAGUCCCAGGCUUCAAGCUGUAUGGUACCAUUUUUGGCGUCAACUUCGACGAGAUAUCCGAGCCGGACCUACACAGCUAUCGGAAUCUCGCCGAGUUCUUCUACCGUACACUGAAACCAGGCGUGCGGCCUCUCGACCCUCAUCCUAACGCCUUGCUCAGCCCUGCAGAUGGCCGAGUCAUACAGUUCGGCUACAUCGAGCACGGCGAGGUCGAACAAGUCAAAGGCGUCACCUACUCUGUCGACGCUCUGCUAGGCGCCGAGCCCACAUCAGGCACAAACCACCACCAGCACCACAGCGAAGUCACGUCCAACAUCGCCGGCUCACCCAACUCUCCUCAACCUAGCAAAGAUCGACACCGCGAAAGUAGUGACAGCGAGGUCAUCCGCUCCGACGAGGAAUUCGCCCAAGUAAACGGCAUCUCCUACACCCUCCCCAACCUCUUCUCCGGCGACACCAGCAGCAAAAAGCGCAAGCCUAGAAAGCACCGCGAAGGCGGCCCCGCAGACGACGACGUCGAACCCAUCCUCGACGGCCCCUCCGACCAGUCCACCCGUCCCGCCCACGGCGCCGAAGCCGAAGUCAGCGCCGACCUCGCCCUCUCCCCGCGCGCGCCAAAGCCGUGGUACUACCCCGCCACCGCCGACGUGCCCAUGGGCCUCUACUACUGCGUCGUCUACCUCGCGCCGGGCGACUACCACCGCUUCCACAGCCCCGUGAGCUGGGUCGUGGAAAGCCGUCGCCACUUCGCUGGAGAACUCUUCUCCGUGUCUCCCUACCUGCAGCGCACACUUCCGGGCCUCUUCACCCUCAACGAACGCGUUGUGUUGCUGGGAAGGUGGAAAUACGGCUUCUUCUCCUACACCCCCGUCGGUGCGACCAACGUCGGCUCCAUCGUCGUCAACUUCGACCGCGAACUCCGCACCAACAGCCUGCUCACCGACACCCUCGCCGACCGCGCCGCGGAAGAAGCACAACGCAAAGGCGAGCCUUACGCCGGGUACGCGGAAGCCACCUACGCGUCCUCCAGCCCCGUGCUCGGCGGCCACGCGUUGAAGAAAGGCGAGGAAAUGGGCGGGUUCCAGCUCGGCAGUACGAUUGUGAUGGUUUUUGAGGCGCCCAAGGGCGUGCGGCCGAGUUUUGACGAGGGGGUUACGGUGGAUGAGCAGGGGGAGGUGGAGAGGAAGGGGGGUUGGAGGUGGAAUGUGCGGAAGGGGCAGUUGGUGAAGGUGGGAGAGAAGUUGGGGUUUUGUGACGAUGGGGAGGAGGAGGGGGUGUUGGGUGGGAAGGUGUAG
Saxophila tyrrhenica is the source of this 1800-nucleotide messenger RNA. It is a transcript of the gene PSD1, whose product is annotated as phosphatidylserine decarboxylase 1. The record is from RefSeq and is a predicted model, not a curated record. The coding region runs from base 1 to 1800 and encodes 599 amino acids. Gene Ontology annotation, biological process: phosphatidylethanolamine biosynthetic process. NCBI's taxonomy places the organism in Eukaryota, Fungi, Ascomycota, Dothideomycetes, Mycosphaerellales, Extremaceae. Gene Ontology annotation, cellular component: mitochondrion. The transcript is spliced from 2 exons. Gene Ontology annotation, molecular function: phosphatidylserine decarboxylase activity.